Messenger RNA from Prionailurus viverrinus (fishing cat), 8477 nucleotides. It is a transcript of the gene CFAP46, whose product is annotated as cilia and flagella associated protein 46. The record is from RefSeq and is a predicted model, not a curated record. Lineage: Eukaryota; Metazoa; Chordata; Mammalia; Carnivora; Felidae. The coding region runs from base 27 to 7982 and encodes 2651 amino acids. Gene Ontology annotation, biological process: cilium movement involved in cell motility; axoneme assembly. The transcript is spliced from 58 exons.
GCCAACCAGCCGGGGCUCGCAGCGCCAUGGACCUGGUCAUCACGCAGGAGCUGGCCCACGCCGAGAGCCAGCAAGAUGCUGCCUCCCUGCAGAGGGCCUACCAGCUGAUCAAGUCGGCCAACCUGGGGAAAUCCGAGUUUGACCCCACAGAAAGCUUCAGCCCUGACCUGUUUGUUCUGUGUGCGGAACAGGCCCUGAAGAUGGGGCAGCCGGACAUGAGCGAGGACUGCAUCCAGAUGUACUUCAAGGCCAAGGGGCCGGUCACCCAGUUCCUGGGCCGAGCGCACCUGUGCCGGGCCCAGCUCUGCGCCCCCAAGUCCACCGAAAACCUGGAGGAGUUUGAAAAUUGCGUGACUCAGUAUAUGAAAGCAAUAAACUUCGCGAAAGGAGAACCCAGGUAUCACUUCCUGGUAUAUAACGCAUCUGUCCUCUACUGGCAAAUGGUGAGGCCGUUUCUCAAGCCGGGGUAUCAUCACCAUCUGAUCUCCAGCCUCUCCCAGAUCGUAAACGUGUUAAACCAAACCGAGGAGGAAGACAAAGAGUGGCAGGCAGAGCUGAUGCUGGAGCUUCUGGAGUGUUAUCUACAAGCUGGGAAAAAGGAGGAGGCCGCGAAGUUUUGUGCCACCGCAGCGCCCUUUAUAAAAGCUAACGUGCCCCAGAAAUACCGACACAUCUUUUCUGUUAUGGUGCGCCAUGAAUUACUGGAUGAGCUUCGGCUAAAGGAAGAAAAGAGAACCUCCAUAAGCCUGUCCGUCACCUACCACAUGAACGUGCUGAAGGCGAAAUUGGAUAAACAUGAGUUACCUGAAGAUGUCAACGCAAUUCUGAAGAAGACCUAUAAACACUUAAGUUAUUACAAUCACGAGCGCUUCCCUUCAAUCAGAGAGGAAAAAAUUCUUUUGCUUUUUGAACUGGCUCGUCUUUCCUUGACCUUGAAAUGUGAGCAGAUCUCCUCUGACUGCAUCUCCGACUUGAAGAAAAUCGACAGCCAAGACCCUGGGAAGCUGAUUGAAAUCAAAUGCCUGGAGUAUGAAUUAGAAGCUUUAGGACUCGAAAGUAAAGUUAAAGUCUACGUCCGAGCAGCUGUUGAGGCCCAGCUGAAUAUAGUACGGAGACUGGACAUCACGCUGCAGCAAGCCGUGCGCCUGGGCGACCCCGGGGUCAUCCACGUGGUGUGCACCACCCAGUGGAACGCGUGUCUCCCUUUGCUGCAGCACAACCUGAGACACCACCUGCGGAAGCCGCUGGCCAACGUCGCGGACGUCCUGGAGAAGGUGGACAGCCUCAUGGUCCUGCUCCGCUGCCAGGUGCACAUGGAAAUGGUGCACAUCGAGGAGGACGAGGACCGGCUGGAGCCGGCCAUGCGGCACCUGCAGAAAGCCAUGCGUCUGGACGGCCUGGGCCUCUACCAGGACCAGCUCAGGAUGGCCUUCAACCGGCUGUAUCUGUGCACCAGGCUGUACCAGUGCCCUGAGCGUGCCGAGGACAAGGCCAUCGUGGCCAUCGAGCAGGCCAAGAAAGCUAUGCCAAAAGACAGCGUCAGGAAGAAGCGGGCCCUCCUAGUGAACGCGGGCCUGGCCCUGGCCCCCGACACCUUCCAGAUUGUGCUCGACAGCGAGAACGAGGCCAAAGUGUCUACAGGGAAGACCAGGGGCCGGUUCAGCUUCCUGUUCGCGAAGGCACGGCACCACAUCGUCAGCGUGGACAAGGCCGCCGGGCACUUGUGGCGUCUGGGGGGCGAGAACGCCAGGGAGCGGUGGGCGAGGCGGCGCCCCCGGCCGGGCCAGCGGGACACCCGCCCCAGCGGGGAGGGGCGCGGGCACCCCCCACGGGGCGAGAAGGGCCGUGGUUCGCGGCCCCCGCGGUGGUGCCGGGUGGCCUGUCACGAGCGACGCGCGCGUGCGCUCUUGUCUCUUGGCUCCCCGGCGAGCAGAAUACAGAUCUGGGCCGAGCUCGCCGAAGUCGCCCGGAAGCAGGGGGUGUGGGGCGUUUGCCGGACAGCGUGCCGCUUCUGCCUCCUGUACGACAGCGUCAAGGCGAAGAGGCCGGCACGGCUGAAGAGAGGAAAGAAGAAGAGGGGCGGAGACAGCGCGGCCCAGGACGGCUGGGGCCACUCAGAAGUGACGUCGCAGCGGCAGGCGUCCCCGAGCCUGCUGCGCAAGUUCGCCGAAGUGGGGUUCAUCAACGCAGAGGCCACCGUCCACCUGCUGCGCUCAGAGGGCGUGCAGCUCAAUGACCGCCCCACCCCCCCGGAGGACCCGAGCCAGCACUCGGCCGGCUACACGCUCGAGUGCCCCGAGGACAACACACAGUGGGUCGUGUACCGGACCUGGAUCGAGAGUCUGUCACAGGGCGCCAUGGACAGCUGGCUGCGGUGCGCCGAGAUCGGGCGAGAGAUCCAGGAAGGCUGGAUCGUGCAGAACGCGGUGGUCUACGUCCUCAACCACAACCGCCACCUCAUCGUGGCCGGGAGGCAGAGGGAGCUCGUGGACGCCUUGGACCACCUCCUGAGCAUCGUCAAGGCCACCGGCCACAACGGAGACUUCACUCUGCUGGGGACGCUCUGCAACACUUUGGCUCGAGGCUUGAUUCUCAACUGGAUUCCGACCCAAGUGCCGGAAAAAUCUAGAAGACCCGUGCGCCCGAACCUGUUUCACGCACCACUGGACUCAGGAGCCAGCGCUGAAGUCAGGACCGCGGUGGAGGUUUGCGAGUUCGCCCUGAACCUGAGCACCGGGACGGAGCCCGAAGAGGUGGUGCCCGUGAGCACCCAGCAGCAGCUCCUUGCCACCUGGGUGAAGGCCCGGCAGCUGCUACAGCAGCAGAUCGGGCCGCGGCUGGGCACGGACGAGCAGAGUCCCAACGAGGACGUCAACUCGGUGACCAGAGUUCUCGUUGCUCUGGAGAUGUACUCCUGCAACGGGCUGGGCCUCAUGGACUUCUCCGUGCCCCCCUUGGCCCAGGUGGUGGAAAUGGCUUCCGAGUGCAACUGGUCGGACCCCCUGGUGGAGCUGCAGACCCUGACACGACUGACCCACUUUGCCCACAUGGCCCACGACCACGAGGUCGCCAUGGCCUGCUCGCAGAAGGCCAUCCAGAUGGGCAUUAGGCUCCUGAGGAUGUUUAGCCGGGCGGAGACUCAACUGGUGGCCGAGAUGCUGAGCACCACAGCCUGCAUCCAGGGCAGGAGCAUCCUGGAGAACCUGAAGGGCAGAAAGCAGCUGCGCCUGGCGGCCGCGAGGUCCUUCAUGGAGAGCGCCAGGUUCGGGGGCAUUGCGGGGAGCAGCGCCCUGGUGAUGCUGGCUGUGAGGCAGUACUGGAACACCUGGCUCCCGCUCCUGUCCUCCGCGGCCAACAGGAGGAAAGCCAAGACUGUCGUACAGAGGCUCAUCGGCAUCAUCAAUAAGACAGAAGCGGAGAAACAGGGAAAAGAAAAAACACUGCUUCUGCACCAGUGGCCUACAGCGGACUUCCAAAGCGGAGGGACUCCCGAAGGGCAUUUUCUCCCAGGUGCCGAGGACGACCUGACGCUGCGCGCCGCGCUCUACGGCCUGCUCUUCCACUGCCACGCGGACCGCGGCGACUGGGAGGGGGGCCUCAAGGUGCUGGACGAGGCUGUGCAGGUGCUGCCGAGGACAGCGCACCGCCUCCUGAUUUUCAAACACAUGGUCAUCGUGAAGGCCAAACUUGGCCAGAAUUUUACGAUGGAAAUACAGAAAUUCAAAGAUGAAAGUGAAGAUUACUUGGCACACAUGUGGCACCGUCUGGCCUUGAACUCCAGGAGUGUGCAUGGCGAGCUGACCUGCUAUCACAACGCCAUCCAAGCCUUACAGAAGCCAGAGAGUGACUGGCAAAAAGUAGAAUACAUCCUGGAAUUCAGCGAGUGGCUGUAUGACAAACAGUUUCCCAUGGAGGACGUAACUUUCCACCUGACUUGGGCGAUUCACAUCCUGCUGGCGAUGACACCUGCCAGGGACGCCCCUGAGCUGGCAGAGGAACAGCUGCCCACUCAGACAGCCCCUGAAAGUCCAGUGUCCGAGGCUGCGGGGACAGUCUCCUUGGAGAAGCUUCGGAACGUGAGGCAGCUGGAGGCGCUGGCCCGCGCCUACAUCCUGCUGGCCCUGAUGGUGUCCCCGAGCGCGGCCAGCUACCAGGACUACUGCCUCAUGGCCUACACGUUCCUCAAGCGCAUCUGGCAGGUUUCUUUGUUAACAGCAGGAAGGUCAAUUUCAGAAAGCAGAAUUCUAGCAGCAACAGCUAGCUCACAUUUGCUACUGCCUAAAAAGAAGGAGAAGAGGAAGGAGGAGGAGGACAGGGAGGAGGGCAAAGACCCCAAGCAGCUUCCAACCGCGGUUCCUGGCAAGCGGCUUGAGGACUUACCGGCCAGCACGGAGGAGUGGGCUUCCUACUCCUGCCCCGAGGAAGCGAUAUCUGUAUUUAAGCAAGAUAAAAGCGACUUCACCGUCAACGCGUCAAGCAUCCAGAAGCCGACAUACAGUUUAUAUUAUCUGGACCACUUGGUCAAAGCCCUGCAGAAGAUGUCCCUUUACGAGCUCACCAUCCCACUCCUGCAAUUGGGCGUACUAAUUGCAGCCUCCGUGGUAGACAGCAAGAGCCUCAAAGAUCUGUACCAUCUUCGACUUGCCCUAGUCUGUUCCGAUUUGAAGUUGCAAGAAGCAGCGACUUACCAUGAAGAGGUGGUCGGGCAAACAUACCUUUGCGACAUGGAGCAGGCCAGCUGCAGAAAAGAAAUCGCCUUGAGAAAGGAGAAAAACAAGGAACUGCUCUCCGAAGAAAGUCUGACGACGGUGCCCGAGCCCGUAACUGCGGUCCAGAAAGCAGAGACAAAGCCGCUCAUAGCGAAGGAUAAGAUCUUGAAGAUAAACGGAGAGACCGGGACUGGGCUGGAGGGGACGUCCUUUCCCCUUCUGUGGACCCUCAAGGCGGAAGUUCUGCUGGAGGUGGAUCUGUACCAGCCUGCGAGGCUGCUGCUGUCGGAGGCCUACCUGGCCUUCCAGGAGCUCGAUGAUCCUCGUGCCCAAGCAAGAUGCCUGCACCUUCUAGCGCAGCUGGCGAACAAGGAAAGAAACUACGGACAAGCUAAGCAGUUGGUGCAGUGGGCGCAGCGCCUGGGGGGCAGCGAGGAGUUCUGGUACAGCUCAACCCUGACCCUGGCGGACACGCUCCUGUCCAUGGAGGGCAAAGGCAGAGAAGUGGCGGUCUGCCAGUUGUUUCAGAGACUGAUAGACACCUUCAAGCUUCUGCAAAAAGAAAGACCGAACCGAGUGCCCGUCUUGGAGUUUAUGGCCACAGACCUAGAGGCCAGGUGCGUGAGCCUCCAGAUCAAGGCCGCUCAGGAGUCAGCUGAUGGCGAACCUCCCGGAUGCUUGCUUCUGCUGAACAAAAUGGACGACUGCUUGACGGAAAUUGAGAAAAGGUUGAUCACCUGGGGCUACAGAGACAAUUGUGUGGAUGUAAGACUAGAGCGCGCCAAGAUAAAGAGAUUAUGUGCCCAGAACGAGAAAGACCAGGAGCAGAGAACCGCGUAUUACUUGGAGGCACAUGACUUAGUCCAGAGAGCUGUGGCUGAUACAGAGGAGCUGUUCUGCAGCGUGCGGGCCUUACUGUCCCUGCAAGAGGUACAGAACGUCAACACGCCUCUGAGGAGGAGGCUGGCGCAGCUCCGACUCCACCUGGCGGAAGUGUCUCUGGACCUGCUGGAGCUCAUCUGGGCGGAGGCCCUGGCCCGCCAGUUGGAGCAGAGCCCCGUGGAGAAGCUGCUGCUCAACUACCUGCAGAGCGUCAGUGACCACACCUCCGUCGGCUUGAAAUGGUUCACCCUGAAGCGGACUCUGGCCCACGUGGUGCUGGCGCAGCUGGGGGCCCUGCACUCGCCGCGCACCGGCUUCGCGGAGCUCCGCGCCCGGCAGCUGGGCCUGGCGGGGAGGGCCCUGCGCCUGCUGGCCGUGCAGGCGGACCCCGUGCGCCCCACCGUCUACUGGGAAGAGGGCCUCUCGGCAGGUGCUGAGCUGAGCGGCCAUAAGCCUCUGGAGACCAUUCUGGAGGACGAGGCCGGCGAGGAUCGCUGCAGGGACCCGGGACCCUCCAGGGCCGCCUCCCAGGAGCACGGCAGGAAGGGCUGGGAUCUGCAGAGAAAGAUGAAGCUGGCCCAGCGGUACCUGGCCCAGGCGUCCGAGGUGCUGCUGCAGUGCGUGCAGGUGGCCCUGGGCGGCUGCCUCCCGGACAUCGCGGCGGCCGCCAGCCUGGAGAUGGUGGAGUGCAGCGGCACCCUGGACCCUGUGGCCACCUGCCAGUUCCUGGCGCUGUCUCAGAGCUGCUCGGCCUCAGAGAUGAUGCGGGACGUGCUGUUCACGGCCACGGACGACACCAGCAGCUCACAGCUGGCGGCCCUGCUGCGGCUGGAGCACCAGCUGAAGCGGAAGGGGAGGACGUCCACCAACUUGUUCGCGAGCGUGAGGCAGAGGCUGGCGGUCGUUUCCAAGGCUUGGCAAAAUCUCUGGGUCACUGAGCAGCAUUUUAACCACCUGAAUGAAAUGCCGCCUACCUUUCGGAUUCUCUUUCUGCAGCACGGGCGGGACAGGACCCAUCUGUAUGGCGCUGCCUACGAGAGACCCAGGUCCGUCCCUGCGGCCAAAGGGAAGAUGCUCCAAGCGGGCGGCUUCUGCAAGGUGGCACGGGUGGCCGUGAACCCAGCCACCUUCUCCUGCCUACUGGCCGAUGCCCAGCAGUUCCGGGAGCUGACCCAGGUGGAGGUGACCAAUGAGGACAUGGCCCUGAACUCAAGCACGGAAUUGGAAAAUGCGCCUCCUGAGAGGGAAGGGCACUCUCUGCGGAAGUUUGGGGAAGUCCUGGCGUCCAUGGAGGGGUACCUGAGGCCGCUGUUUCCAGUGCUCGGCAGCCCUGAGGCCAGAACACAGGUGCCCACCGUUGUCGCGGAUUCAGGGAGACCAAAGGGCAAAGACAAGGAAAGGAAAGUGUCCCUGCCCCGGGUUGAGCCCGAGGCUGCGAACGACGCCAUCCUCAUUGCGGACAGGCAUCUUCUGGAGCUGCCGCUGGAAGGUCUCUCCGUGUUUGAGGAAGGGGUGGACUCCGUGGCCCGAGAGUUUUCCCUGCAGAUGCUGUGGAGCCGCCUCCGUCGAGAGGAGACAGCCGACGGGACUGUGAAGAAGGAGGGCAAAGGCAGACAGUUCAGGAAGAGAAAUCCAGCUAAGAAGGGACACAAGGACGCUGCGCCCCGGCUCAUCACCCCCGACUGCAUCGUGGUCGACCCCGACAACUUCAAGUUCAUCGUGGACCCCUACGAGGAGGCCCGGGUCAUAGAUAUGCGGACUCCUGUCUCCGUAACCCGGGAAAUUUUGGAAAGAUUCCGAGACUCGUUCACUGCUCUGUGGGUGGGACACCUGGGAAACACGCACUUCCCGAGCCAGGCCGAGUGGGAGCAGCUCCUGGGCAGCUGCAGUGGCUUCUUCUUCUACGGGAUGGAGAGCUUCCUGUCCCACAUAGCGGUGGAAAGGUUGGCUGCCACGAACCUACAAGAGUGCCAGAUGAUGGUCCUGCUGGACCUGACGAGGUCCUGCGCAAGCAUGCAGCGGCAUACGGAGCACUCGGACAGCAAGAGUGUGGCCCAGCUGUCCCUGGAGAGGCCCGUCGAGACUGCCGUCCUUCUGAGUCUGGUGGGGGUCAGGAGCAUCCUGGCAAACCAGUGGCCGACCUUCCUGCAGGACAACGCGCUGCGGGCCAGCGUCCUGUGGGAAAAUCUGUUGACAGCUGGCAGGCCCAUCGGGAGGGCCGCCCAUCUCCUUCGGCAGACGGGAGCUGGGGACACGAACAACCAUGAUGAGUCUCCGUGGACCUCCAAGGACCAGCUGCCGUCCUUCCAGCCACAGCUGCGCGGCUCCGAGCGGCUCCCCGUCGCCCUCAACUCGGUCCUGUAUGGGCUGCCACACCUGGCCAUUGGGUGACUCCCCGAGGACACGGACCUCGACGGUCCCUCUGAGGACCCACCGCCCACCCCUCCCCACCCCACCCGUAGGCGCCCCUCCUCCAGCGGCCUUGUCCCCGAGUCCCAGUUCUGCACAGGGUCACGCCAGGGCCUCCCGGUCCGGCUGCCUCUGGGGCUGCCUCCGUUCCCCCCCCCCCUCCGCCGCAUGCACCGGACCCUCGUGGAGGGGAGGGGAUGCCUCUGGGGGCUCCGCAGGGUGGGUGGGGCGAGGGGUGCUUCGGGGCUGGCCCCUCAGCUGCCCGACCCCCAGAUCCCUCCCCUGCCCCAGGUGUUCCCAAUAGUCCCGUGGUGGGGGGGGCCGCCUGGACGCGGGGCUAGGGGCUGGGACAAGGGGUGGCCUCCGCCUCCCACGGGUCCUCAGCAGCAGGUGGGCCCUUUGGAAGACAGCCUCCCUGGGGUGAGGCUCACGGUCCCCGGAGGCCCACCCUGGCUGCCGCGCCCUGGCUCCUGGAAG